Messenger RNA from Heteronotia binoei (common prickly gecko), 7982 nucleotides. RefSeq names its product nuclear receptor binding SET domain protein 3 (gene NSD3). The transcript has 25 exons. Gene Ontology annotation, cellular component: nucleus; chromatin. Gene Ontology annotation, biological process: regulation of DNA-templated transcription. The record is from RefSeq and is a predicted model, not a curated record. Bases 452 to 4774 code for a protein of 1440 amino acids. Gene Ontology annotation, molecular function: protein binding; histone H3K36 methyltransferase activity. NCBI's taxonomy places the organism in Eukaryota, Metazoa, Chordata, Lepidosauria, Squamata, Gekkonidae.
GAGCUUUGUGUGCGCGAAAGAAAGAGGCGGAGGGAGCGGGAACGAGCAGGGCCGAGACCGGGAACCAGCGAGAGCGAGCGGAGCGCCAGCCCCCCCUCCCUACCCCACCCCACCGCGCUCCCGUCGGCUUCCCGCGCGGCCUUGCGGCUCCUUGGCCGCCCGGGACGGCGGCCGUGGUGGAAGUGGCGCUAGGAGGGGGCCGAGGCGGUGGUGGCGGCAGCAGCAGGAACGCCGCAGAAAUUGAGGCCGGGGAUCGAGAGCGGCCUACUGCGGGGCCUGGCCCGCCCCCCUUGCCGCCGAGCCCGGGCCGGCCUGGCUUGGCUCCUUCCCGCGCGGCUUCAGCGUUUUGUGUCUGUGCUGCGAUCGGUCCGAUACGGCGGGGAAAUUUAGAAUGGAACAGACUGAAGGCCCUAUGAGAAAAAGGGAAAGCUAAGGAUGCUGGAGCAGAACAAUGGAUUUCUCCUUCUCUUUCAUGCAAGGGAUCAUGGGAAACACAAUUCAGCAACCACCUCAACUCAUUGACUCGGCUAACAUCCGCCAAGAGGAUGCUUUUGAUGCCAGCAGUGACAUCACUGAAGAUGGUAGACAGACGCCAUAUGAAGCUGCUCUUGCCUUGCAGCAAGGUUUUCAGUAUCCUACGCCAACAACAGAGGACCUUCCACCCCUCAUUAAUGGAUUUCCCCCAAUCAGCAUGUAUGAACCCCAAGCCAAAUACCAGUCAUAUAAUCAGUAUCCCAAUGGUUCAGCAAAUGGCUAUGGCACAGUUAGAAACUUUAGUCCCCCAGAGUAUUAUCAGACGGAGAACUCUAACAUAAGGCCCCAUGAAAUUCUGGAAAAACCAUCUCCUCCACAGCCACCACCGCCACCUCCUCCUUCGGUACCCCAAACGGUGAUUCCAAAGAAGACUGGUUCACCAGAAAUAAAAUUAAAAAUAACCAAAACUAUUCAGAACGGCAGGGAAUUGUUUGAGUCCUCUCUGUGUGGGGACCUUUUGAAUGAAGUACAAGCGAGUGAGUAUGCGAGGGCAAAACAUGAAGGGAGAAAAGAGAAGAGGAAAAAAAGUAGCAAACAUGACUCUUCCCACUCAGAAGAGCGCAAAUCGCAUAAAAUUCCAAAACUAGAACAAGAGGAACAAAAUAGACCAAAUGAGAAGCUCAGCACUCUGUCUGAAAGACCAAGGGAAGAAACAAUACUGUUGGAUGAAACCCCAGUUACUCCCAUAGUGUCUCCUCUUCCAGAGCAAGCAGUGAGUGAUGUCAAGUUUGAGGUUGGAGAUCUGGUCUGGUCCAAGGUGGGAACAUAUCCUUGGUGGCCCUGCAUGGUUUCAAGUGAUCCACAACUUGAGGUCCAUACCAAAAUUAACACAAGAGGUGCACGGGAAUAUCACGUUCAGUUUUUUAGCAACCAGCCUGAGAGGGCAUGGGUACAUGAGAAGCGGGUACGAGAGUACAAAGGACGCAAACAGUACGAUGAGUUGGUGGCAGAGGCUGCUAAGCAAGCCAAUCACUCUGAAAAACAGAAGAUUCGCAAACCAAGGCCACAGAGGGAGCGGGCACAGUGGGAUAUUGGCAUCGGCCAUGCUGAGAAGGCUUUGAAAAUGUCUCGGGAAGAGAGGAUAGAACAGUACACAUUUAUCUAUGUAGAUAAAGAGCCAGAGGAGGAUUUUUCAAAAGCCAAGAGGACUUCUGCCCCUAAAGUGGAGGCUAAAAAGAACCGGCGAUCUAAACCAUCACCUAGUGCUCAACCAGAACAGACCAAUGAAGUUUCAGCGGUAACCUCCUUACCCAGUACUGAGGUGCGGAGGCAUAGUCAGCGAAGGCAGCCUAGUGUGGAAGAAGAGCCUCCCCCUGUGAAAAUAGCAUGGAAAACUGCUGCGGCCAGAAAAUCCUUACCAGCAUCAAUAACCAUGCACCAGGGAACCUUGGACCUUCAGAAAUGUAAUAUGUCUCCAGUCGUUAAAAUUGAACAAGUUUUUGCUCUUCAGAAUGCUGCUGGGAAUGGAAAGUUCAUUGAUCAGUUUGUUUACUCUACCAAGGGUAUAGGAAACAAACCAGAAAUAAUCAUCAAGGGGCAAGACAAGCUCACUUCCAUAUCAGUCCAGCGAAACGAGCGAACCUCAUCGCAAAGUGCAGCAUCUCCUGAGGCAUCUUCUGGGUUGGCAAGUUCUGUAGAAAAGAAGCAACAGAGAAGAUCAAUACGAACUCGCUCAGAGUCUGAGAAAUCCACCGAAGUUGUGCCAAAGAAGAAGAUCAAAAAGGAGCAGGUAGAAACAGUCCCACAGACAGCAGUGAAGACUGGAUUGCAGAAAGGUGCCAGUGAGAUUUCAGAUUCUUGUAAACCACUGAAGAAAAGAAGUCGGGCCUCAACAGAUGUGGAACUGACUAGCUCAGCAUACAGAGAUACAUCCGACUCUGAUUCAAGAGGACUUAAUGACUUACAGGGUAGCUUUGGAAAGCAGUCAGACAGCCCUUCAGCUACAGCAGAUGCUGAUGCUUCUGAUGUACAAUCUGUGGACUCUAGUUUAUCAAGAAGGGGUUCUGGGACGAGUAAGAGAGACACUGUGUGUCAGAUCUGUGAGAGCUCUGGUGAGUCUCUGGUAUCCUGUGAAGGCGAGUGCUACAGAGUCUUCCAUCCAGAAUGCCUAGGACUGAGUUCACAGCCUGAUGGGAAGUUUGUCUGCCAGGAAUGCAAAAAUGGGCAGCAUACGUGCUUUUCCUGCAAGGUUGCUGGCAAAGAUGUCAAGCGGUGCUCUGUCAAUGCAUGUGGUAAAUUUUACCAUGAGGCCUGUGUCCGCAAAUUUGCCACAGCUGUCUUUGAGUCCCGGGGAUUCCGUUGCCCACAGCACUGCUGUACUGCCUGCUCCAUGGACAAGGAUAUUCAUAAAGCGAGCAAAGGUCGCAUGGUGAGAUGUUUGAGAUGCCCCAUUGCCUAUCACUCUGGAGAUGGCUGUAUUGCUGCAGGAAGUUUGUUUGUGUCAUCCCACAUUCUCAUCUGUAGUAACCAUUCCAAAAGGAGCAAUCACUCUUCAUCAGCUGUAAAUGUAGGCUUUUGUUUCGUUUGUGCAAGAGGGCUGAUAGUGCAGGAUCAUUCAGACCCCCUGUUCAGUUCAUAUGCCUAUAAAUCCCACUACCUACUGAAUGAAUCAAAUCGUGCUGAGUUGAUGAAAUUACCUAUGAUUCCUCCUUCUUCGUCAGCUUCCAAAAAGAAAUGUGAGAAAGGUGGAAAGUUGUUAUGCUGCGAAUCAUGUCCUGCAUCCUUCCACCCGGAAUGUCUUAACAUAGAGAUGCCAGGUGGCUCCUGGAACUGCAAUGACUGUAAAGCUGGCAAGAAACUACGAUACAAGCAGAUUGUUUGGGUCAAGCUUGGAAAUUACAGGUGGUGGCCAGCUGAGAUAUGCAACCCCAGGUCUGUUCCUCUCAACAUACAGGGCCUCAAACAUGAUAUCGGGGACUUCCCAGUAUUUUUCUUUGGUUCACAUGACUACUAUUGGGUACACCAGGGCAGAGUAUUCCCUUAUGUUGAAGGAGACAAAAGCUUUGCUGAGGGGCAAACUAGUAUUAACAAGACCUUCAAGAAAGCUCUUGAAGAAGCAGCAAAACGCUUCCAGGAACUGAAAGCACAAAGAGAAAGCAAAGAAGCACUUGAGAUUGAGAGGAAUUCAAGAAAACCACCUCCCUACAAACACAUUAAAUCCAAUAAAGUAGUAGGGAAGGUUCAGAUUCAAGUUGCAGACUUGUCUGAAAUCCCUCGUUGUAAUUGCAAGCCAACUGAUGAGAACCCUUGUGGCCUGGAGUCUGAGUGUCUAAACCGAAUGCUACAGUAUGAGUGCCACCCCCAAGUUUGUCCUGCAGGAGAGCGCUGUCAAAAUCAGUGUUUCACCAAAAGACUCUAUCCAGAAGCAGAAAUCAUAAAAACAGACCGGCGCGGCUGGGGCCUUAGGACAGUACGGAACAUUAAAAAGGGUGAAUUUGUAAAUGAAUAUGUUGGUGAACUGAUUGAUGAGGAAGAAUGCAGAUUGCGAAUCAAGCGUGCCCAUGAGAAUAGCGUGACUAAUUUUUAUAUGUUAACUGUUACAAAGGACCGAAUAAUCGAUGCUGGCCCAAAGGGAAAUUAUUCACGCUUCAUGAAUCACAGCUGCAAUCCCAACUGUGAAACCCAGAAAUGGACAGUGAACGGCGAUGUCAGAGUUGGACUUUUUGCACUGUGUGAUAUUCCUGCGGGGAUGGAGUUAACAUUUAACUACAAUUUGGACUGUUUGGGAAAUGGCAGGACAGAAUGCCACUGUGGAGCAGAUAACUGCAGUGGGUUCCUGGGAGUCCGUCCAAAGACGGCAUGCGCAACAGCAAAUGAAGAGAAGGCAAAGAAUGCAAAGUUGAAGCAGAAGAAACGGAAGAUAAAAACAGAGCAAAAGCAGAUGCAUGAGGACAAUUGUUUCCAGUGUGGAGAUGGGGGUGAACUGGUCAUGUGUGACAAAAAAGACUGUCCCAAAGCAUACCACCUCCUCUGCCUUAACUUGACGCAGCCACCCUUUGGAAAGUGGGAAUGUCCUUGGCACCAGUGUGACAUCUGUGGCAACCCAGCAGCUUCAUUCUGUGAGUUCUGCCCUCAUUCUUACUGCAAGGAUCAUGAAAAGGGGGCACUGGUGGCCUCAGCCUUGGAUGGGCGUCCUUGCUGCUCUGAACACAAUCCUAAGGCCCCAGUGGCACCAGAGUAUUGGAACAAGAUCAAGCGCCGACUGGAACAGCAAAAUCCUGAGGAAGAGUCAAAAGAAUAAACUUGUAUUAAAAAAACAACAACCAACAAACCCCCACCCCCACCUUGAGUGCAAAUCAUUGUGAUUUUGGAUUAAGUGCCAUGGCACCCUCCUUCUUGGUCUUCGGAACUGCUUCCGUGGAACUCAAACAGGGACCAUCUAUUCUUGAGCAGUGGUGAGCAGCCUGAGGCAUAUGUGGCCUGUCUGUUUGCCAUGAGUGUGUGCUUCAGGCUGUUAACAGGAUGGAAAGAAGUGUCUUGGCAGCCUUCUUUUUGUUCUUUGAAGAGGAAACCUUUCUGACAUUGAAGAAAAAAAAAGACAUCAUGUUAAAAGUAUCUUCUUUGAGUGUAGAAACCAAACAUAGCAAGAUAUUUAUUUAUUUAAUUUUUAAUGGACUUUUGAGGAUUUCUGGUUCUAUUACAGUCAGUGUGUCUAAAAGGAAUAGCAACACCAGUCUGGUAUCUAUCUGCAUCUGUAUUUUUUUCUCCCUGUUUAGUUUUAGAACUAUGAAAAAUAAGCCCUCUUCCCACGCUAGUGGCCUUUCAGAUAAAUCUUUGAGGGUGGAACAAAAGCUUAUUGUGGCAGUUGACAAUUAGAUGCCUUCAUUCCAUUAAGUUCACGGGGGACAAGUUUUGAGGCAGAAGAUUGGUGUAUGUCAUUUAACUUAGCAGUUAAGUUGCAUGAUGCCAGGGGCAAAAAAAAGACAGAAGUUCUCCCACAAGAAAUGAAAUGUGACCCACUUAAUUCUUGAAGUGUGUUCCAUUUGACUCAAUUUGCAGCAACUUCAAAAAAGCAUAAUUAGCUUGAAGCUUCUUAUGUACUGGUUUUCUGAGAUCCCAUUUCAUUUCAACAGCACUUGUUCAGGAGAAGUAUCUGGUGGGUUGUGCCCAUCAUAAUCCCCUAGUAUUGAUGUUAAAAAGUUCUGGUGAUCUCUGGAUACAUGCUUUGCCUGGUCCUCAGUUUAAUUGUGCAUGGGUCACUUUUCUGUGAUUGCUUGCAUUGUAGGGCAAUAAAACAGAGAGGAUUUUAAAAGCUUUAUUUUGCCUGUUAUGAUCUGCCAUACUUUGAAGAUGAGAGUAGUCCUCUCUUGUCUUCUCACCUUGAGCCUUCAGGUUCUUCUGUAGCUUGGCUCCAACAGGCUGUUGGAUCAUGUAAAAAGCAAGACACAUACCCUAGCCCUUUAGAGCUUCCACUAUGAUACACUAUGUCCUUUCUUUAUCUGGGAGACAGUUUGUUUGGACUUCAACAUGUGGACUUUAGAUGGCAGCUUUGUGUUUGUUUCAUGGCACUUGUCCAUGACUGAAUAAUCCAGUGACCUUGGACCAAGCUUCCUCUUCUUUGAAGGAACUAAACUGCUAUGAAUGCUAUAUUAUUUGUACUGUUUGUAACAUAGCUCUGGAAUUGGCUUUGUGUGUGGCUUAGUCAAAUGGCAUCACUCUUCACUGAAUGAAGAUGGUCACCUCAUUUGAACCCAAUACUGUAUUUUUAAAAGCAUUUCCUUAACUGGGUAUGAAUAGUCUUGCUGAAGCACUUAGUUGGACAGAGCAGAGUGUUAUCUGUUAGUAAUUCUUCACAAGGAAAAUAUAUGGCACUAAACGAAACUAAAUUUUACACUUUCUUCUACGGGGUGUUAUCUUGUCUGAAAGUAAUUAAAGUAUGACCAUGAAGACAUUUGGUUGACCCUUACCUGUGAAAAGCUCAACUUCAGACACUGAGCAGCCAGUGCCAGAAAACAAACAUUAGAUAGAUAUCACAAUGCAGGGCGUUACAUUGCUUAGAUUUUGUAUUUUGCUUUUUAAUUGCCUAUAAUGUAAGUUCAAAAAAUACAGUUUCUGGGAGCAACCGCUCCCCAGUUAAACAGGUAUAAAGUACUUAAAACGCACUACAUUUUUAAAAAAGAAACUGAAAAUGUCCUCUGGCUGUAGCUCCCACUGUUUUACUUUAUUGCUUUAUUUUUCAGUCUCUUUUGGAUGGGACAGAGCACUAAAAGAAGAUGCUAAGCAUUUGAUUACACUAAGAAACUUUAAAAACACUACAGUUUGUUCUUGAGUAUUAAAAAAAUUAAAUUUUAAUUUCCUGAAGGCGGUUGUUGAUAGCUUUUAAAAAUCUUUCUGUCCCCUCACUACCCAAGCCUGGGGCUUUCCUUGCUGCUGCAGUUCUUGUACAGUGUUCUUCCUGAUGAAUUCAGUCUGGUGCGCAAAGAAUAUAUAUUGACUCUUGUGCUCUCUUCCAUACACUCCUUUGUCAUUGCACAGAAAGGGAAGUUGCAAGGCAGUGUCCAAAUUGCCUCUUGUUGCAUUCUGAGAGGGCAAAUAGCCAGUUUCCCUAAGAUUUAACCAUUGUAAACAACAAAUUCAAUUAUGGGAUUUGAAAUGUAGCAAACUGCUAACUUUGGGCAGGAUUAAGUUGUGUUACCACACUCUAGACAGAGCCUGUCUCAUAUUUCAUCCUUCUAGAGAGCCAGUUCAUCCUGGAGAGCCAGUUUAGUAUAAUGGUUGAGAGAGCCAGUUUGGUUAAGAGUGGUGGACUCUAAUCUGGAGAGCCAGGAUUGAUUCCCCAUUCCUCCUCAUGCAGGCAGCUGGAUGAUCUUGGGUCAGUCACAGUUCGCUCGGAGCUGUUCUCUCAUAAGCAGUUCUUGAAAGAGUUCUCUCAGCCCCACCUACCUCAGACAGAGGGUUUGUUCUGGGGAGAGGAAGGGGAUUGUAAACCACUCCAAAAAUCUUAAGUGAAGGGCAGGGUAUAAAUCCAGCUCCUCUUCUUGUUCCUUGGCACUUUGUGCAGCAUCUACCUUCCCCUGUCUCUUCCAGAUACCAUGCACAAUUUCAGGCUGAUCUUACAUGGCUUAGGAAAAACAAGGAAAGUUUGUUUGGAUUAGAGCAACUCAUUAGGGGGCAUGUGGAAGCAUCGUUUUGUGGCCUUGAAUGCAAGUUUUUGAUGAAAGUAAGAUAAGGCUGUUUCUAUAAAUAUAUAGAAUAAAUUGCAUGAGGGAUCACUGGGUAGUUGGCUGCUAGGCAGUCCCUAUUGGUCUAGCACCCCAAGGCCAAUACCCAUUCAGCCCAAGGGCAAAGGCAAAGCCAGAUCUAGCCUUGAAUUAAAGGGCAAAGGCAAGCCAGACCUACCCUUGAAUUAAAUGGUUACUCCACUGCCAUAUUACUGUACAGCUUACAUCAUUGUUUGAUAUUUCUCUGCUGAAAGCUGUAUAAAUAAAGGUAUGUUUUAUUGGACAAAA